AAGACUCGAUACGAUAGGUCGAUAGGAUUGUAGAAAAAGACUCGAUAUGUUGUGCUGCCAGACUGAUCAAGGCAUCAUCGGGAGUUCUUAGGAAUUGUUUUGGUAUUUUCAAUAACAACUUUGUGGCAACUUAUCUUUGUGGCAUGUGGCAAUACAGAGAAAUACAGAGGCUGGAGUUUGAAAAGCUGCAACAAUCGAUCGGAUCGCAAAAUGGAAGCAACAAUGAAAAGGUACCAAGCUACCUACAUGUACAUGUUCGUGACGCUAGUACGCUAGUACGCUAGUACGCUAGUACAACAAAAAUACUACAUACAUUUGUACAUCAAUGUGUUGAGGCUGAAAUGUCGAACUGCACUGUCGAACAUUGUUUCGUUUUUUGGAUCCAAGUCACAUUUUAUCGACUGGGACUGUCAAGUCCCAGAUACGAGUUCGAUACAGCUGGAUACAGUUUUAGUCAUUAAAGUCCAUACGUUGGGACUUACCCAGCUGAUAUCUUUAACAAUGGGCAUGCUGAAUGCUGUCAUGAUUUUAUGGUGUGCCAUGCUGAUGGUGGCGCAACCAGGGAAGGGCCAGGGCCAGGGCCAGGGCCAGGGUACGUGGGGCAUGCUCUCGGAUGAUGACCAUGCCAAAGUCAAAGAUACGGGAUCGUGGAUGAGUGAAGAAACUGACGGAACCACCAUGGCCAUGCCAACAGGCAGUCCAGAUGAGGAUUACAACAUUUUUGGCGUUACCGAAGCAGCACCUAAAGGCAGAUUGACCAUCACAUAUGCACCCCAGAUCCGUGAGCCUCGCUUUGGCUCAUCGAAUGGACGUGACACCGAUUUAGAGCGCCAAGUGACAUUGGCUCAAUUGGCGCCAAGCGCCGCAAAUUAGCGCUGAUGCAAAAACGUCGCCACCUCGCUUCGGGACAAACGCUGCAGUCCAUCAAGCAGAAUCCUUUGAUGAAGAUCCAAGCCCCUGAAGCCACCGAAGCCCCUGAAGCCACCGCCAACUCAAACGCUUCUGAUGUGCCAUUUGUAUAUUACAACAAGGUAGAGACGCCAGCCAACAAUGCUGAGAUCAAGGUGUUCGAAAUGGUGUCCUCCAAAAUGUCGAUUGAGACCUUUCAGCUGAAACCCUUUGCGCACUCGAAACCGAGAUCAGGAUUUCCUCAGGAUAUGAUUGGAGUUCCGUUCUCGGACACUCUCGAGAAUGGAUCACAAGGUAACCACUCGUCCGAGCACAAUCGAUGUCGCUACUAUUCGAUGUAUGACAUGUUGCAACCGCUAUUGGAACCGCUGUUGAACAUCCUGCCAACAAAAUUGGUGACACUGACACAGAAAACCACUGAGAAGCCCAGCCCAGAAGGACCAGUUGUGAAGAAGGAGACAGCCUGGAAGCAGUCACCUUUUGAUCUGCACAAAGGCCCAACAAUUGAAAACCAGUCUCCCCUUGUCACGUACAACAGCAGCGAGGUGGGAGGACACAUCGGUGGGUGCUGAAUCCCUGAUUC
This is a messenger RNA of Drosophila guanche, 1492 nucleotides long. RefSeq lists its product as uncharacterized. The record is from RefSeq and is a predicted model, not a curated record. The coding region runs from base 879 to 1481 and encodes 200 amino acids. Lineage: Eukaryota; Metazoa; Arthropoda; Insecta; Diptera; Drosophilidae. The transcript is spliced from 2 exons.